AUGUCGAUUCCCAACGAAGCUCUCCAGAAGCUCUUCCAGGAGAUUGAGACCCGUGCGAUCUCCUCGCAGCAGCAGAUCAGUAUCACCAAGGCUCAUAUGACGGCCAAGCAGCGCGAUAUCCGCAUGCUACAGCUUACAUCGAAGGAGUUGUCUGAGUUGCCUUCUGAUACGAAUGUUUACGAGGGUGUCGGGAAAAUGUUCGUCAACGUUCCCGUCGGCAUAGUCAACAAGCGUCUUGUGCGCGAGAGUGGCGAGGCCACCGCUGAGAUCUCCAACCUCGAGAAGAAGCUGCAAUAUCACGAGACGACGAACCAGAAGAGUCGUGAGAACUUGGAGCAGAUUCUCAAGUCUGGGAGGGCGUGA
Penicillium roqueforti is the source of this 363-nucleotide messenger RNA. Its product is annotated as putative prefoldin subunit 1. The transcript has 3 exons. Gene Ontology annotation, cellular component: prefoldin complex; cytoplasm. The record is from RefSeq and is a predicted model, not a curated record. Bases 1 to 363 code for a protein of 120 amino acids. Gene Ontology annotation, molecular function: protein folding chaperone. Lineage: Eukaryota; Fungi; Ascomycota; Eurotiomycetes; Eurotiales; Aspergillaceae. Gene Ontology annotation, biological process: protein folding.